AUGAGCACACCCGGGGCAAAACAUUCUACACCAUCGACCCAAGACGAGUACGAAGCACUGCUCAAAGAGAUUCUCGAAUCUGAUUCCUCCUCUGACGAAGGACGCUCUCGCCGCCGUCUAUUUAGCAAGAAACAAUUAUCGCUUUCCUCCUCUUGCGUUACUCCCGACCUAGACUUGGACUUUGACUUAGACCUAAAUCGUUACUCGUACACUGACAACGCCCUUCAAAAAAGCAAUUUCGCCAAAAGCCUCACAAAGAAUAAUAUUAGCAACAGCAAUAGCAAUAGCAACAGUGAUAAAAACAACGAUAAAAAUAGCAAUAAUAGCAGUAGUAGCAGUAGUCAGAUUGGCGCCACAGCAAACCCAAUUGCCGGCGUUAGUAUUGUUGUCGGUGAAGACUUGCCAGAUAACGUACACUUCAAUAAUCUCUCUACCAGCAAUCCUUCGGACGCUAAACCAUCUCUACUCUCAUCAGCGCUUAUCCGACCACAGCCGCUUCUUUCGCUCUCAGCUCCAUCUUCUUCUGGGUCCAGCCCUUCAUCUUCCGUCAAUACCUUCACUCGAGCUAGUAGUAUAGUAUCGUCCUCUUCCAAACACAGUCAGAACUAUCGUAGUCCUAUUUUGCUUCUGGAUUCGUUACCUAACAAGGAUACGAGCACCCAUCUCUUGCCUUCCCUAGACGCAGGCGUAUCGUUAGAACAUACAGGAUACGCAUCAAUAUACUUCUCGAAUAGAUCUUCCAAAUCUCAACAACGAAGCAGCGUCACAGACAAUACUACUAGGAAGUGUGAAGUAAACCAGCAACAUAAAUUUAGGCGUUAUAACAGGCAGAGCAGUUCAUUAUUAAAAUUUGUCAGCAAGAUGGAUAUACCAUCUCUUCUCGUAUCUGGGGCUCAGCAGCAUGAGAGGGCCUCUCAAUGGGAUGGACGCAAUUCAUCUUCGUCAAGGCCUACCAAUGCUCCCAUAAUUCUGAAAGGAUCCAAUACUCGUCUUGUAAAUGGCCUCCAGUCAAUCACAUCACUUGAACAAAAGUUCAAUGAGCUUCGGAUUCCUGAACUCGAGCUUUUGAGUACACCAGAGACAACAAUCAGAGCUGUCUUGGCAGAUAUUUAUAAGAUUUCAGAGGAGCUGCAUAUGCAUCUGCAAGGUGGAGCACUAGCUGAUGCACCUCAACCUACCAGGAGAGAUGGAGAUGGAAUAAUCAUUUCAGGAGAGACUCAAAGACAGAAACGGAUUAAGGAAAUUAUUGACAGGAUUGAUCGUGAGACCUCGCUCUAUGAAGAGUUUGUACGAAAAUCCAACUAUCUUAAUUUGGAUGCAAUUUUGAAUGAAGCAUCGGACGAGGAUGAUGAGGAACUCCAGGGAUUUGCAGGCUUGGACAGGAGUAUUUCAGAGAGAGAUUCUGUCUCCGAUUUUCAUCACGAGGAUGCCCAAUCUCAGACAUCAUUCAUGUCUAGCAACAAUUAUGGACAUAUCGGUACUAAUCCUCACUCCAGCCCACCUCUUUCUACUUUAUCCUUGCGAUCAGCGGAUCCUAUAAAUCGUCUUCGCCCAUAUACAUUCUCCCCUAGAGGGCCUGGAUCUGUAGCUUCAUCUUCAGCUCUGGCUGGGGCUCGAUCUCAUAUAUCCUCUAUCUCGCUGCCCAUCACAGCACCUCAUCAUUCUGAUUCAUAUUCUCCAAGACAAAGUGCUGGCGCCGAGCCUUGGGAAACUUUUAGAUGGACACCUCUUCUCAAAUUGUCGGAUCAGCUGUUUUCAGAAGAAAUCAAAGCUUCUUCUGGAUUAGGUACCUGUAUUGCUGUGUCAAGUAUUAUUGCUGUGGGGACAAGCCGCGGAUCAGUUUUAGUGUACAGCACGACUCAGGCUUUGAUAGGUAUCUAUGGAAGUGCACAAUAUGCAAUGGAGCAUGGGGCAGUUUGCUCGAUUGCUAUUUCCACGGACAACACUUACCUGGUUGCAGGACACUCGCUCGGAUCCAUUAUUAUCUGGAAUAUCAACAAACCAAACACUCCAUCUCGUAUCAUCCCACCUGUCACUAAGGAAAUGGCGUUCUCUGGACGGAAACAUGGACACCUUCGAGGUUCAGCCGUGCUUAACGUUGCAUUUAUUGGAAUUAAGAGAGCGGAAGUCAUUAGUGCAGACAAUCACGGUAUGGCAUUCCAUCAUUUGCUGUACAAAACCAUGAUGGUUAAUGCAGUAGAAACUACAAGGCUGUUAGGUAAGUACCCCGUGCCAAAGCCAAUGAGAGCGUUCGAAUCGAAUAGCCUCGUUGGUACUAUACGACAGAGCACUGUCUUUAGUAUGGGUGUACUACCGUAUGGACAGGUUCCUCAUCCCGCAGAUAGUGCUGGACUGGUGGCUCUUCUGACUCCCUUCAAGUUGUUGAUUGUAUGUAUGAAGCCACAGCCACAAACUGUAUACAAGUUUCUGCGACCAAAAGAUUUGCAAGGAAAAAGUGAAGAGCCGCCAGUAGUAAUCUCGGGUAACCUUGCUUGGUUUCCUGCAACAAAAAUCCAGAACGCAGCAGAUAAUGAUGUCGCGAACACGAAUCCUUUGCUUGCAUACUCUUGGAACCGACAUUUGUACAUUCUUCAAGUUUGUAAACGCGCUAAUCAAAGUGCAGAGCCGUCUUCAACAUAUUUGAGUCCUGACAAGAAACCCGUAGCUGAACCGACGAGUAAAGAACUGAGACUGGAGUUUGCUGUAGUAGGAGAUUGGAUCUGCAGAGAGGGUAUAGUCGGUAUCCAAUGGGUUCGCUCACAGAUUCUACUUUUGCUAACCAACACUGAGGACAUUAUUGUCUUUGAUCCAAAGACUUUAAGCGAAACAGAGAGAUGUAGUGCUCGUUCACUUCAAAUUGUGUAUCAUGACUGGUUCAAGGAUGUGGCAAAGACUCACCGCACACCAGCUGCAGCCACCAUGACCAUCAUGGAGGAUAAGCAACUCAGCGGCGAUAUGUACUACAAUAACAGUUGGCGAGUUCAUAAAGGCAAACUGUUUGUAUUGGGCUUGCGAAGAGUUCAAGUCGGAACCAUAUUAAAUUGGACAGAUCGCAUUUUGGCAUUAGUGAAAUCCGGUGAUUUCCUUGAGGGAAUAGCGCUGGCAACGUUGUUUUAUAUAGGAAAAUCGGUUCAGGCAGCAGUAGUCGGUCUACCCGAGGAUGAGGCAGCACGUAAACAGCUGGUUGGCGAAAAAAUCUAUGAACUUUUGACAGCAUCACUCAAUUAUACAUUCAAUCCAGAGAGGAUGACAGAUGUGGAUGACGAUGCCGCAGCUGGUGGCGUUGGGGCAGGAACUGUAUUAUUUCAUGACUUGGCUAUUCAAGCCAUCGAGAGCUGCCUUGCGAUUGAAGACCAAAGGUUUCUUUUCGAAGAUGUGUAUGAGCGCUAUGCCGAGGCGAGCCCGCUUGUAAGAGGUAUAUUUCUACAGUCCCUUAGCGGAUAUAUUUUACAGGAUCGUCUCACUGAGAUGCCGCCACAGGUGAUGCAGGAUUUCGUCAAGAACUAUUGCGAACGCGGCAUGUUCAAGGAACUGGAAUUGUGCAUCUGCCAUACAUCUUGUGAAAUUAUCGAAAUGGAUCACAUUGUAGACAUUUGUCAACGCCAUAAACUGUAUACUGGUUUGAUCUAUGUCUGGAAUAAGAGCAUCGGCGACUAUGUGAGUCCUGUGAUAGAGUUGUUAAAGGUUAUCAAAGGUAUCCUCAAAGAGCGGCGUCUUGCUCGAGAGGCUAGAGCUGGCGCCCGAAAUCAGGGCACUUUAAGCAGUAGUAACUCGGCACCGCUUGUUGCAACAGAAGAUCUGCCUCACUAUCAGGCCGAACCUUCUAAUGAAGAGGUUGUUCAGAAGCUCUAUCAAUACUUAUCUGACAGUCUUCUCGGAAAGUCUUACGUCGAUGGAGUAAACCUCGAGGAGAGCGAAGCAAUUACCGCUAAAUCAUCUCUGUAUUCAUUCAUCUUCUCUGGCAGAUGCAUCAUGUGGCCGCCCGUAGGAGGACAGCUCAUCCUGACUGGAGAUGCGGAUGAUGAUUCCGAGGAUUCGGAGCCAACAUAUCCUUACCUGCGUCUGUUCUUAAGGCACAAUAGUGAAGAGUUUCUCAAAGUGCUGGAUCUAGCAUUCGAGGAUAGCUAUCUUUCUACAACCAGCAAAAGCUUAUCGCAAUCUGGAAGGAAUGGUCAGGAAGGCCCUGGAAGGCUAAUGAGUCGCCAAUUGAUUAUUAAUACCUUGCUUGAGGUUGUAUCACCAAGUACAUCUCCAUUUACAGGCUUAUCCAGCACUGAAGCUAUUAGUAAUAGCUCACAACAGAUAGAGUACACGGCCAGAGACAUCGCCCAUGUAUACAGCUUUAUAGCUCGUAAUUAUGCUAAAUCGCACAAAACUCUUGUGCUCUCGCCAACAACACUUCAUAGGAUAUUGACCAAACUUUCCAGCGACACAGAUGAAGCAACACGAGAGAAGCGACAGGUGGCAGUACAGGCGCUCCUACGGUUCUAUUCACCAGGCGACGAGACCGGGAUGAUGGCGUUAUAUGAACAAGCUAGAUUUUACAGAGUCCUUGAGAAGAUGUACCGGUCUCAGAAGCAAUAUGGUCCAAUGGUAGCUACCUUUUUAAAGGAUCCUGAACGCCGCUCUCACGUGUUUGAAUGUAUCCGAAAGUUGCUCGACUCAUCUAGGCCACAGCGUACAGUAUUGACAGAGAAGCAAAGGACAGAUGUUGUAAAAACAACAAUGGAACACAUUGCUGACAUAGUUGAUAUUGACGGUGAGCAGGCAGCGCUUCUGGUCCAUAAAUACCUCAACGGUGAACAUCGCUCUGUUAUGGAAACACUCCAUGGCUCCAAACCAAGACUCUUUGCUUAUCUUCGUGGUUUAUUAGAACCAUCGGUUACAUAUGCUCAGGAUCAAUCUAAGCUUCAGAACAUGACAGCUACUGACAUCAGCAAUAGAGAAUACAGUACUAUUGGAGCUUCUUCCAUCACUGACCCCGAGAUUCAUGAGGAGUAUAUUGAGCUUCUUUGUCAGUAUGAUCCUUCAGGAGUUUAUGAUUAUUUGGAGCGGCAUCAGGAUAACAGUUACCGACUUGAGCGAGUCUUAAAGACCUGUGAGAAUGCAGGCGUGGUUGACGCUGUGGUGUGGAUCCUUGAACGGAGCGGAAACGUAGGAGGUGCAUUGGGAAAAGUUUUGGAGAUUGUUCGAGAAAGAAUCGAUGUAUUAUCAGCAUUAGUCAGAUCCAAGAAUGAUGGGGCGAUUCAAGAUAUUCAUUGGUCGAUGGAAGAACAGAUUAAUAUGCGGGCGUGCCUGGUUCGUCUACGCGGUGUAUUGAAUGUUGGGAAACAACUCUGCGAACGACGUAGUCAGAAGGUCAAAUUGCUAUCCCAAGCUGCCAAAGUGCCCUUACAACAAAAUCUAUCAGCAGAGAGCGAUACCGAAACGUUGUGGUUUAGAUUGCUUCAAGUCUUUGUUUCAGCCACCAGGAAGAUGACUAUACUGAUUGCGACGAAGCGUCCAAGUAUUGAGGUUAAAGUGGAUGACAAUGUAGAGGUGACUCAUUCAUCGAUGCCCAACGCCCUCAUCAUCGAGAAUGCUCCUCCUUCUCUCUUCUCUAACACGAGUCAAGAGAGUCGAACAUCUUAUUAUGUCGUUGACCAGCUCUUGAGUAACUUUAAGGGAUUUGUUCAGUCAAUUUUGGCAACCUUGCUUCUUUCCACCUCCACUCCACAGGUGUCUCUCCCAUCACUUUUGCGUCGACUAUUGAAAUCUGAGUCUGCUGAUGAGGGUGAACUUAACCGGUUUUCGGAUUUCAAGGAUAUCUUCAUGGGUAUGCUAAAUACGUUCAAGUACGAGGGUCAACUAUUGGAAAUGACUAAUGGACUCUUCGAGCGAGAUCUAUUCAUGGGGGUGAAUCUUAUUGCAAAGAGUCGAUCGAAGGGUUGGCGACCCCUCAAGGGAAAUUGUGAGAUAUGCGGAGGGGCAUUUUGGGGACCUAACGUUGUCCGUGAUCUUUGGGUGCAACAGCAAAAAGCUGCGGUUGAUGCCAUCAAAGCUGCGCUUGCAACCAACGUCAUAUUAACAGAGCGACAAGAAGGAUCUACCUUAGAUGCAUCGGAAUCAGAAGCUUCGGCAGCAGCCUCCACCUCCUCACCAAGGUCUGAACUGAAACAUUCAGCUACUCUGGAGCAGAGCAAAGACAAGAGUAAAGAUAAGGUAGAUAAGGGACUGCUGAUCUUUCGAUGUGGCCAUGGAUACCAUCACCAGUGCCUUGAGAUGGAAACAGCAGGGGUAUCUCCUACAGCUGUAGCGAGUUCGAGAGUCGCUUCAACACAGCAACAAGAGGUUGAGGUCUCAAAGCACAAAGGCGAUAUGACAUUGCUCGAAACUGACUCAACAAAGGCUCCCAAGUGUGUGGUCUGCAGCGGUUUGAUUCAAAGUCCGAAAUCAAAGCUUUCUUCACGCCCAUCAGGCGUGAAAGGCCCCCAAACCGAUGCUACUCAUCAACGGCAUGCGAGUCGCUCGAGUCGCCAAACAUCCAAAAAUAUUAAAAAGGGAUGGACAACAGUGGAGCUACUCCAGCGCAGUGCAUCCCAUCCGGUGGCAGAACCUACCUCUGGACGAACCCCCCCACCGCAGAACUCUAGCAACAACGCAAAUGGUAUCAAGACUGACGGUGCUCAAAAGUUGAAUUUAAAGACGAGUUCUCAAGAGACAGUCCAAUACCAUGAAGAUCAAGAUGAUCGUAGGCAUUCGCCCGACAGUGAAGAGUAUUAUAUGACAAGCAACGAAUACGAAGCAGCAACAAGCCCAAGCAUGAAGGCGAGCUUCAGCAAUGGCAAAGGCAAAGCCAUAUACUGA
Lobosporangium transversale is the source of this 6846-nucleotide messenger RNA. RefSeq names its product Golgi CORVET complex core vacuolar protein 8-domain-containing protein. The transcript is spliced from 9 exons. Lineage: Eukaryota; Fungi; Mortierellomycota; Mortierellomycetes; Mortierellales; Mortierellaceae. Gene Ontology annotation, molecular function: protein binding. Gene Ontology annotation, biological process: endosomal vesicle fusion; protein targeting to vacuole. Gene Ontology annotation, cellular component: HOPS complex; late endosome. The record is from RefSeq and is a predicted model, not a curated record. Bases 1 to 6846 code for a protein of 2281 amino acids.